UCGAUAACAAGUUUCGAUAGGCAACAGUCGGACGUGUCACAAUUAGAACGCAAAAGCAAAACAGCAAAGCCGCGCAUUUAUUAACAACAAAAGAGAGCUUUAUAACCCAGGAAAAAUGGCUGAUGAACAACCCAAUCUUGUUGCUGGACACCCACCUGCAUUAAAGGCAGGUGGCAUGAGGAUUGUACAGCACAAGGCUCCAACUGCUGAGCGUGCGCCCAAGGAUGCCGAGGACUGCACUGGACUUACGCAACCUAUUGCUGUGAACUCGGGAUCGGUGAGCGGUGCCCCCGUCAAGGGUAACACGGACUUUACGCCCGCCUCCGCCCAAGUGGCCCACUCGCCCAAGCCCCCGGCCGCAGUGCAGCAGAAGCCCCAGAACCACAUCCAGCAGCCACGCAAGUGAUAUGGAUUCCGGCGGGCAACUUAUAAUCAUAAUUCUAACUAUUUGAUCUUUUGCUUAAAUUCUCAAUGGUAUUGAAGUCGCCUAUGAAAGCGAUAGUUACUUUAUAUGCAUUUGCUACUGCAUUCCAUAAAUGAAUUAUGUUGAUUCUCUGAGUAAAUAUUUUGUAAUAAACUGUAUCCUUUUUUAUAGA
Drosophila gunungcola (fruit fly) is the source of this 596-nucleotide messenger RNA. RefSeq names its product death-associated protein 1. Gene Ontology annotation, biological process: cellular response to amino acid starvation; apoptotic signaling pathway; negative regulation of autophagy. The record is from RefSeq and is a predicted model, not a curated record. Gene Ontology annotation, molecular function: death domain binding. The coding region runs from base 116 to 406 and encodes 96 amino acids. Lineage: Eukaryota; Metazoa; Arthropoda; Insecta; Diptera; Drosophilidae. The transcript has 4 exons.